CUCUUAUCUCUCAGCUGAAGCUCUUAUCAGUCGCAUUAACUUUGGAAGUUCUCAAAAAUCUCUCUCUCUCUCUCUUUUCACACUUCCCAGAAACCGAAAAUCACAAACUGUUGAGGAAGAAGAAGAAGAAAAGACAGGAAGAAAGAGAUAUCAAUAAUGGCAGAUGCCGCAAAGCACCUGUCCUCCGUUAAUGGAGAAGUGAAAAUGAUUAAGGACCUCAAAAGCAUCUUCUCCCUCUUGAAAACCAGAAGAAGUCUCGCUUUUGCUUAUGGUUUCAUGUUUGUUUUUGUUGCUUUCACUAUUUUCUUGGCCUUUAAUCCCUCUUCAUCCUCCUCUUCCGCCCUGUCUUUCUCUAAUAUUUUCAGUGUGGCUUCCAUCAAUUCUUCAAGUUCAAGUUCUUCUUCUUCUUCUUCAAGCUCUCAUAGAUCUCAGUUCUCUUCUGUUUUCUCUAAUUUUUUCCCCAACAUCUCUUCUUCCCCAAAACAAGUUCAUGUUCAACCCCAAAACUUGAUUAACUCCACCAGAUCUAAUAACACCACCACUAUGAAUCAUCAAUCUCCUAAUGUAAACCAGACUCAAAGUUUAGAUUCUUCAUUUCAUCAAAAUCAACUGUUGCAUGCAAAUCAAACUUCAGUUGUCAAUAAACAACCAUCAACUGUAAAAAGCAACACUCGAAGUUCACAACUUUCUAAUAAAGAUCCAAAUUUGAAGCCAAAUCAGACCUCUUCAGCAGUCCCCCACAAACCCAAGGCUCCAUCACUUUCUAAUCAAACCACAGCAAAAAGUUCGAGUCCAAGGCCAAGUCCAUUGGUAAAGCCUAAGCCUAAGCCUAAGCCUGAGCCUCCAGUGUCAAAUUACACAGCAUCUCCGAAACAACGAGGAAAUGGGAGUAGUUCAGAGAUGGUGGUGGUGAAGCAGGGGAUUGAGAGUGUGAUGGAGAGUUUAAUGAGCUGUGAUUUGUUUGAUGGGGAGUGGGUUGAAGAUCACUCUUAUCCCCUUUACAAACCAGGCUCUUGUUCUUUCAUUGAUGAGCAAUUCAAUUGUGUUCUUAAUGGUAGACCUGAUAAACUCUUUCAGCAAUUCAAAUGGAAGCCUAAAGGCUGCACUUUACCAAGGUUGAAUGGGAGCCAUAUGUUGGAAUUGUUAAGGGGGAAGAGGCUUGUGUUUGUCGGCGAUUCAUUGAAUAGGAAUAUGUGGGAAUCUUUGGUUUGCAUACUGAGAAACGCGGCAAAGGAUCCUAAGAACGUUUUUGAGGCUCAUGGGAGAUACUAUUUCCGCGGUGAAGCUUCAUAUUCGUUUAUCUUCAAAGAUUAUAACUUCACUGUGGAGUUCUUUGUAUCUCCUUUCUUAGUUCAAGAAUGGGAAAUGCCUGAUAAAAACGGAACGAAGGAGACACUCAGGCUUGACUUAGUUGGGAAGUCUUCUGAUAAAUACAAAACCGCCGAUAUCAUCAUCUUCAAUACUGGACACUGGUGGACACACGAGAAAACCUCCAAAGGGAAAGAUUAUUACCAAGAAGGUAGCCAUGUGUAUGGUGAACUUAAUGUUCUUGAAGCGUUCCGGAAAGCUCUAACAACAUGGGCGAGAUGGGUUGAUGCCAAUGUAAAUCCGACGAAAUCUAUGGUUUUCUUCAGGGGAUAUUCUGCCUCCCAUUUUAGUGGCGGACAAUGGAAUUCAGGAGGAGCAUGUGACAGUGAAACUGAGCCGAUCAAGAAUGUAACAUAUCUAACACCAUACCCCCCAAAGAUGCUGGUGCUGGAGAAGGUACUUAGAGGGAUGAAAACACACGUCACCUACUUAAACAUCACCCGAUUGACUGAUUACCGGAAAGAUGGUCACCCUUCAAUCUAUAGGAAACAAAACCUAUCCGAAGAAGAAAGAAGAUCACCAUUGAGGUUCCAGGACUGUAGUCAUUGGUGUCUUCCAGGCGUGCCAGAUUCCUGGAAUGAGCUUUUCUACGCUGAACUCUUGAUCAAAGAGAAUAAGAUGCAGCAACAUCAUCAGAAUCAGAAGAAAAGAUAUAGGUAAAAAUAAAGAAGAAAAAUCUCAUCCAAAUCAGUGUUGCUUAAGUUAUAAAUCAUAUACAUGUUUCACAUAGUUUUUUCGAGGAAUUGUAGAAAUACCUGCAUGAAGAAGAUCCAUGAAGUUUUGUUUCAUCUAUGAAUUAUGAGAAAAUCAAGAGCAAAAAUGCUGAAGUGUAAUAAUAUAUUUUUGUUUAUAAAUAUUCUUUAAGUAUAGAAGGGCCCUUGAGGAUUGUAAAUCUCCAAUAAUUUAGUUCUAGCGUGCUGUAAUUUGUUCAUUAAAUUGUAAGACUUGUGUUUGGCUUUGGA
This is a messenger RNA of Mangifera indica (mango), 2330 nucleotides long. Its product is annotated as protein trichome birefringence. Gene Ontology annotation, cellular component: Golgi apparatus. Gene Ontology annotation, molecular function: O-acetyltransferase activity. The record is from RefSeq and is a predicted model, not a curated record. The transcript has 5 exons. Bases 157 to 2028 code for a protein of 623 amino acids. NCBI's taxonomy places the organism in Eukaryota, Viridiplantae, Streptophyta, Magnoliopsida, Sapindales, Anacardiaceae.